UGCAUCAUCCCAGCCGGCCACCGCGUGGGGAGACAGGGCGCGGCGCGAUCCACUCGGUCUAGAGGUCCAGCCCGCAGUCCCGCGCCUCCUCACGUCCUCCUCGCACCUGCCUGCGCCCUGGCCUGUAGCCCGCUGCGGGUCAGUUCUCGGAACCCGCCUGGCACAGCGGCUGAGCUCGCCGCCUCUGCCGCAUCCAUUCAUUGAGAGCUUGCUCUUUUCCCAGCGCCCCAGCGCCUAGGUUCCUCGCAGCUAUGAGCCGAGUCAGCGCCUUGGAGAAGAGCGUCAUGGAGAAGAGCGGCGAGACCCACGGCUACUUAGACAACGUCCGGGAGGGCCCCGGAACAGGGCCUGGCGCCCCGGAGACCGCCGCGGGGGGCGCGCGUCGCUGCGCGGGCUUCCUGCGGCGCAACGCGCUGGUGCUCUUCACUGUGUCUGGUGUGAUAGCGGGCGCGGGUCUGGGCGCCGCGCUGCGCGGGUUCGGGCUGAAUCGCACGCAGAUCACCUACCUGGCCUUUCCCGGCGAGAUGCUGCUCCGCAUGCUGCGCAUGAUCAUCCUGCCGCUGGUGGUCUGCAGCCUGGUGUCGGGUGCCGCCUCCCUCGACGCCAGUUCUCUCGGGCGCCUAGGCGGCAUCGCCGUCGCCUACUUUGGCCUUACCACCCUGGGCGCCUCGGCCCUCGGGGUCGCUUUGGCUCUCAUCAUCAAGCCUGGGUCUGGUGCCCAGAUUCUCCAGUCCAGAGACCUGGGACUGGACGUGUCGGGGCCUUCUCCGGCCCCCAAGGAGACAGUCGACUCUUUCCUCGACCUGAUCAGGAACCUGUUUCCCUCCAAUCUGGUAGUCGCAGCUUUCCGUACGUAUGCAACCAACUGUACAAUGGUAACCUACAAUACGAGCUCUGGAAACGUAACCCAUGAAAAGCUCCCCUUUGGAACUGAGAUCGAAGGAAUGAACAUCUUAGGACUGGUUUUUUUUGCCUUGAUGUUGGGAGUGGCCCUAAAGAAACUGGGCUCCGAAGGAGAAGAGCUCAUCCGCUUCUUCAACAGCCUCAACGAGGCAACAAUGGUGCUGGUGUCGUGGAUUAUGUGGUACGUGCCUGUAGGCAUCAUGUUCCUAAUUGGGAGCAAGAUUGUGGAGAUGAAGGACAUUGUCAUGCUGGUGACCAGCCUGGGGAAAUACAUCUUCGCAUCUAUACUGGGUCAUUUCAUUCAUGGAGGAAUUGUGCUGCCUCUUAUUUAUUUUGUGUUCACACGAAAAAACCCAUUCAAGUUCCUCAUGGGUCUUCUCACACCAUUUGCAACAGCGUUUGCCACCUGCUCCAGCUCAGCAACUCUUCCCUCCAUGAUGAAGUGCAUUGAAGAAAUCAAUGGUGUCGACAAAAGGAUCAGCAGGUUCAUUCUGCCCAUCGGGGCCACCGUGAACAUGGAUGGAGCGGCCAUCUUCCAGUGCGUGGCUGCGGUGUUCAUCGCUCAGCUCAACAACGUGGAGCUGAACUCAGGGAAGAUCUUCACAAUUCUAGUGACGGCCACAGCAUCCAGUGUUGGAGCAGCUGGAGUGCCCGCUGGAGGGGUCAUCACCAUCGCCAUUAUCCUGGAGGCCAUUGGGCUGCCCACGCAUGACCUCUCUCUGAUCUUGGCCGUGGACUGGAUUGUGGACCGAACCACCACCGUGGUAAAUGUAGAGGGGGAUGCCCUGGGGGCCGGCAUUCUCCACCACCUGAAUCAGAAGGCCAUGAAGAAAGGGAAGCAGGAACUGAGCGAGGUGAAGGUGGAGGCAGUUCCCAACAGCAAGUCAGAAGAGGAGACAUCCCCACUGGUGACACACCAGAAUCCCCCCAGGCCUGGAGCCAGCGUCCCAGAACUGGAAUCCAAGGAGUCGAUUCUGUGAUGGAGUUGGGCUAUGGGCUUGCCUGCCAGGGGUGCUACACCCUGUGAGUCCAGCUACCAGAAACCAGGCACAGCCUUACCGACUUUAUCCUCCUCCUGAGCAAUGCUUUGGCCCAGUCACUGUCUUGAGACUUCCUUUUCAGCAUGGACGUUGGGCUUCCCAGAGGGAACUGGCUACCGAGAACCAGGACACUCUGACAUUUGGCUUGGCCCAUGGUCAGGGUGCAUCUGCGUGUGCGCCAGGGCUGUUUGAGAACCCACUGCCAAGGCUCAGGAAAUAACAGGUUCACCAGGCUUGGUGGUUAAAGCUUGGGAAGAUGCAGAUGUGUUCUUCAUUGCACCGGUCAGCUCUGCAUUAUGCUUUCCCAGCCAAACGGGGGGUUUGCAGUUAUCUGUCACAUUUGCCUCUCGAGCCAUAGCAAUUGGAGGAAUUCCCAAAUUCUUAGCCUUAACUGGAAUUCAUUGAGCCAGAACUCAAGGUAUUUAGGUUUAUGCUUCAGCAAGGUGUGGCUGGUUCAUCAGCCUGGCACAGCACAUUGUCAAGUUGGAUGUACUCCGGAUGGUGUCAGCAAUGCUGGCUUCUUGGUCAGUGGCGUUCAGUAAAGAUUUAAAUGCUGAGGUCAAAGGUAGGAGGGGUGAGUGCAGCCUGUUUGGGGGAGGAGGGAGCACCUAGUUGGGACAGGACACAUGACACGCAAUUAGUCCCUUUCUCGUCUCCUUGCUGGGGAAGCUUUCUGCUCUCACGACCUAAGCUUCUAGCAACACUGUAGCUUGAACCCCAUCCGCACUGACUUGGCAAUGGGCCAGAGAGGCUGCCUCCUCCAGGGACGGGGCUGUACUGGGUUGAUCAAGGUAUCACUUAACUAGACCCUCCCUUAAAAAAAGGUGUCAAAACCAAACACAAUUUAAAAAUCACAUGCUACUCGUGGGGUACCCAGGCCCCCAGCCCCCUGGCUUUGGCUGAUUUCCAUGAACAUGGUUUCCUUUCCUGUAGUAAUCAGAGUUUAAAACGAUAAGCCAGCAGGCCACCUUCCUCCAGAUCCCUGCUGAUGCGGUUGGGAUCCGAAGUGGACGCGCUGCAGGGAAGCCCACUGUCUCAGUGGCCGGGGCAAUCGAGGAGGAGACACAUGGACAUGGCCACGGAUCCGCUUGGCCUUCGGAUGUGUCUGUGGGUGACCUGCACGGUCCUGAGGCCUCACUUGACCCCAUCUGUAAAAUGGGGCUGGUGUCACCUGCCUCUUACCUACCUCAGUGGGAUUUGGUAAGGCAGACUGAGUGAAUCUGAGAAAAGCCCCGCUUCAUGUCUUGACGUGAAGUACUGCUACCACCGUGUUCUUAGCUUUUACCGAAGUGAUUCCUUUGUCAGGCAGCCCGUCCCCUGGCAGAGACAGCGUCUGUGCACAGGGCUCGUGUUCACUAGCGACUCCCACGGUGCCACUUGUUCUCUCUCUAGUCAUUCAACAGACUCAGUGCGGCCUCUCCCUAAGUAAGGUCCUUUAGGUUUUCAUAACUCCCUCGCCUCCCACCACGUUUCCGGAUAUCUGACUUUCCUGUGGCUCCCUGCCCCUUUCCGCUGCCCCCCACCCCACAGGCCACUGAAGCUCCCAGACUUUGAGACUCGCUCAUGCAUUUGUUUACCCUGUCUCCAAGCAUUUGCUGCCACCUAGAAAAAGAACACCCCAUUGCAGUGUGUGUGACCCGUUGAGUGAGAAUGGCAGACAGGACAGUGCCAGGCAAGCCCCUCCCAUGUACCCUCCGUGUGGAGGGUGUGGGAAGAGCUGCUGGGUCAGGGGGAGGUCGGGCGCUCCCACUGCCCUCUCUAACCCCGCUGUGCCACUCCCACCUCGGGUAAAGCCAGGAGUGUCCUCAGGAUCUCAGGAGGGACCUGAGCCAAGGGUCCUGGAGACCUGGUAGAGCACUGGCCCACAGGCUUCAGUUUCAAAGAGGAAACCAUCACUGUCUGGCUUCAAAGUGCAAAUGAACCUUCACUACUUUUUAGAACUCAGUGUACCUUUCUUUCCACCUAUCUACGGUAUAUAUGGAUGCUUAUAUUUGUAUAUAUUUAUAUACAUUGUUUCAGCUCCCGUUCAAGCAGGCUUGCGUCUGGGCAGAGGGGAAUUGUCAGCUGUGUGGCUUUGGUGUCCUGAUUUUCCUGUGUAUAAGGUUGCAUUUCACAAAAUGUGAAAGCUAGAUGAGGGCUGGCCAGGAGGAUCCAGGACUGUGCUUCGCCUACGUUGGGACUGGAAUACAGUAAGGAGGGUAAUCUGGAGAAGGGAGCUUCUCUCCCAAGUCCUCACGAUGGAUGGGCCCCUGCCCCGGAUGGUGAGCAGAGGGAGAGAGGUGCCAGUUUCUCCCUAUUGUUCAGUCCCUGGGGAGUGGGACCAGGAGUGAUGUGACUGGGAAAACCCCACUUCCUCAUUUCUGAAGUCGUCCCCUGCCAUUCUCUUCCAAGUGUUGCCAUUAAUACUGUUCAUCUCUCACUGUUUUGUAUGUGUAACACUUGCCUUAAAAUAGCCUCCUAAAAAAGUGAAUACAGUA
This is a messenger RNA of Condylura cristata (star-nosed mole), 4420 nucleotides long. RefSeq names its product solute carrier family 1 (glutamate/neutral amino acid transporter), member 4 (gene SLC1A4). Gene Ontology annotation, biological process: L-serine transport; L-glutamate transmembrane transport. Lineage: Eukaryota; Metazoa; Chordata; Mammalia; Eulipotyphla; Talpidae. The record is from RefSeq and is a predicted model, not a curated record. Gene Ontology annotation, cellular component: plasma membrane. Gene Ontology annotation, molecular function: symporter activity; L-alanine transmembrane transporter activity; L-aspartate transmembrane transporter activity. The coding region runs from base 252 to 1883 and encodes 543 amino acids. The transcript is spliced from 8 exons.